AUGGAAUACAAUCGCGAACCGUGCCCCUGGAGGAUAAUGGACGAUUGCGGUGGUGCCUUCACCAUGGGCGCCAUUUGCGGCACACUUUUCCAAAGUAUCAUAGGAUUUCGGAACGCGCCAUCCGGCUUCCAACGAAGAUUCUACGGCGGUAUAAUGACGGUGAAAAACCGGGUGCCGCAAAUAUCCGGCAAUUUCGCAAUUUGGGGCUGCUUGUUCUCGGCGAUCGAGUGCACCCUGAUACAUUUCCGCUCGAAAGAGGACCCAUGGAACUCGAUACUGAGUGGCGCUCUCACCGGUGGCGUGCUGGCAGCCAGAACUGGAAUCCCGUCUAUGAUAGGCAGCGCCACCGUCGGCGGAAUCUUCUUGGCGCUCGUCGAAGGAUUCGGGAUAAUGGCGACCAGGCUGCACGCGGACGCGUUCGCUCACCAUAUGCAGAUGUACGAGAUGGAGAACCUUCCGGAAUUUCACGGACUUCCGCCCAGGGCGAGAUUAGGUUUCACCGGCGCCCCCGUAAGUACGGAGAGUGUGACUGUGACGAGGCAGGUUAAUGGGAACGGUAUGGAGGUUGAUAGGAUUAGCAAGGGUAGAUGACUCGAUUUUUUUUAACUCUCUUCUCUCUCUCUCUCUCUUUCUCUCUCUCUCUUUCUAUCUCCUUUCUCGAGCGGUAUAUCUCUUCACCGUUAUCUAUGGUACCGCGAGGAUACACGUAAUAACAAUGUCGGCAUUUAUAGUCGCAUUUUGAUACGUACGAAAAUUGUAUUUGUCUACUUUUUCAAAUGUAAUGAAUAAUCUUUGUAAAUUUUUAUCACACGUCGGUGUGAAUCGUGCGAGUAAGAGGAAGAGUAAUCGACACGAAGUUUUGAUACGAAGAAAUUGUAUUUUUGUGAAAAUUGUAUCUUUGUAACGUAAAUUUUUUAUCGUCGGUGAUGGGAAACGAAGAGGGGAAGGGAAUUGAUUCGAUUUAAGUUUUGAUACGAAGAAAUUUUAUUACAAUACUUAUCGAUAUAUAUAUAUAUAUAAAAUGAGGGAGUUGAGUUUUCGUAGGGGUAAUUUAAUUUUAGAA
Molecule: messenger RNA, 1063 nt
Organism: Apis mellifera (honey bee)
Lineage: Eukaryota; Metazoa; Arthropoda; Insecta; Hymenoptera; Apidae
Product: probable mitochondrial import inner membrane translocase subunit Tim17 1
Exons: 2
Coding region: 1-591 (196 amino acids)
Biological process (GO): protein import into mitochondrial matrix
Cellular component (GO): TIM23 mitochondrial import inner membrane translocase complex; mitochondrial inner membrane
Molecular function (GO): transmembrane protein transporter activity
Source: RefSeq, a predicted model, not a curated record